Molecule: messenger RNA, 3575 nt
Organism: Phycodurus eques (leafy seadragon)
Lineage: Eukaryota; Metazoa; Chordata; Actinopteri; Syngnathiformes; Syngnathidae
Product: mitochondrial 10-formyltetrahydrofolate dehydrogenase-like
Exons: 23
Coding region: 39-2927 (962 amino acids)
Biological process (GO): biosynthetic process; 10-formyltetrahydrofolate catabolic process; one-carbon metabolic process
Cellular component (GO): cytoplasm
Molecular function (GO): aldehyde dehydrogenase (NAD+) activity; formyltetrahydrofolate dehydrogenase activity
Source: RefSeq, a predicted model, not a curated record
CCUCUCUCCCUCUCUCUCUCUCUCUCUCUGACACGUAAAUGGUGGUGACUGUGCGAACGUCCAUUUGUCGGCAGUUGACGCAAUUUCAGAAUCUUCGGCGUCGGUCAUCUUUUUUUUUUCUCUCCCACCACCCCCCCCCGCGAACACAAAACGCCAGUAUGCUGUGGACAGCAAGCCAGGUCUUCAGGAAAUUCUCCUCCUCUCGUUGUCACUUCCAGAGUAAGCUCAAACUCGCUAUAAUUGGCCAGAGCCUGUUUGGCAAGGAGGUGUACAGCAACCUGAGGAAACACGGUCACAAGGUGGUAGGUGUCUUCACUGUCCCAGACAAAGAUGGCAAGGCUGACCCUCUUGCCUUAGCAGCAGAGAAGGAUGGUACACCAGUGUUCAAGUUCCCACGGUGGCGAGUUAAAGGAAAGCCCAUCCCAGAGGUCGUCGAGGCCUACAUGGCAGUGGAUGCUGAGAUCAAUGUUAUGCCUUUCUGCUCUCAGUUCAUCCCCAUGAAUAUCAUUGAUUAUCCCAAGCAUGGCUCCAUCAUUUACCACCCCUCCAUCCUUCCCCUGCACAGAGGAGCCUCAGCCAUCAACUGGUCCUUGAUCCAUGGUGAUAAGAAAGCUGGCUUCACAGUAUUUUGGGCUGAUGAUGGUCUGGAUACCGGACCAAUCCUGCUGCAGCGGGAGUGUGUUGUUGAACCCAAUGACACUGUGGAUACACUCUACAACCGUUUCCUCUUUCCAGAAGGCAUCAAGGCAAUGGUUGAGUCAGUGCAGCUUGUUGCUGAUGGAAAAGCCCCACGAAUUCCACAGCCAGAGGAGGGCGCGAGUUAUGAAGGCAUUCAGAAGAAAUCCAAUGCAAAGAUCGAUCUGGCUCAGCCAGCUGAGGCGAUCCACAACUGGAUACGUGGCCAUGACAAAAUCCCUGGUGCCUGGACUGUGAUUGAAGGCAAGUUGGUUACCCUAUAUGGUUCAUCAAUGUUGCAAGGGUCAGUGCCACCUGGCCAACCAUUGGACAUUGAAGGAGCAUCCAGACAGAGCCUGGUGACAAAAAAUGGGCUUGUGCUACAUGGAACUGAUGGAAAAGCUGUUCUGGUGAAGAAUCUGCAAUUUGAUGAUGGAAAAAUGAUACCAGCUUCAAAGUACUUUUCCAGUGGUGAAACUCACAGUGUGGAAUUAACUGACAAUGAGAAAGAAAUAGUGAAGGAGAUGAGGUAUAUCUGGAAGGGCAUUCUCAGCAACAUCCCAGCAAUUGAGGACACCACAGACUUUUUCAAGUCCGGAGCUGCUUCCAUGGAUGUGGUCAGGUUGGUGGAGGAGGUAAAGCAGCGGGCUGGUGUGCUCCUGCAGAAUGAGGACAUUUACAUGGCAACCACCUUCCAGGACUUCAUCCAGAUGUUUGUUCGUAAAAUGAGAGGAGAAGAACAGGAGGAGGACCUGGUCAUUGACCACGUAAUCAAGGAGACGAACAACAUGACAGUGAAAAUGCCAUACCAGUGUUUUAUAAAUGGCACAUUUGUGGAUGCUGAAAAUGGCAAAACCUAUGAUACCAUUAAUCCCACUGAUGGAUCGGUAAUCUGUAAGGUGUCUUAUGCUUCAGUGGGGGAUGUGGACUAUGCAGUGAAAGCUGCUAAACAAGCUUUUCAUAACGGGCCCUGGGGCAAGAUGAACCCGAGAGACAGAGGAAAUCUUCUUUAUAAACUUGCAGACCUGAUGGAGCAACACCAGGAGGAGCUGGCCACUAUUGAGGCAAUUGACUCAGGAGCUGUUUACACGCUGGCCCUGAAGACUCACGUGGGCAUGUCUAUCCAGACAUUUCGCUACUUUGCUGGCUGGUGUGACAAGAUACAGGGCAAGACAGUCCCCAUUAACCAGGCCAGGCCCAACCGCAACCUCACCUUUACGAAAAAAGAACCAAUCGGUGUUUGUGCUAUCGUCAUCCCUUGGAACUAUCCCCUCAUGAUGUUGGCAUGGAAAAGCGCUGCCUGCCUUGCAGCCGGAAACACGCUUGUUCUUAAACCGGCACAGGUAACGCCAUUGACGGCAUUAAAAUUUGCCGAGUUGUCUGUAAAAGCUGGCAUUCCAAAAGGAGUCAUCAACAUAUUGCCAGGUUCAGGAGGAACGGUUGGACAGCGCUUGGCUGAUCACCCAGAUAUCCGUAAGCUAGGUUUCACAGGUUCAACACCUAUUGGCAAACAAAUCAUGAAAAGCUGUGCACUCAGUAAUCUAAAGAAGGUUUCUCUGGAGCUGGGAGGGAAGUCUCCUCUUAUCAUCUUUAGUGACUGCGACAUGGACAAGGCUGUUCGCAUGGGUAUGAGCUCUGUGUAUUUCAACAAAGGGGAAAACUGCAUUGCUGCUGGGCGUCUUUUUGUGGAGGAGUCAAUUCAUGAUGAAUUCAUCGGCCGUGUGGUAAAAGAGUUAAAGAAGAUGAAGAUUGGAGACCCGCUGGAUCGAUCCACAGACCAUGGUCCACAGAACCAUAAAACACAUUUGGACAAGCUGCUGGAGUACUGUGAUGUUGGAAUAAAGGAAGGGGCCACAUUGGUGUACGGCGGCAAACAAGUGGACCGGCCAGGUUUUUUCAUGGAGCCCACUGUGUUCACUGAUGUGGAGGACCACAUGUUCCUUGCCAAAGAGGAGUCCUUUGGGCCUGUCAUGGUUGUGUCCAAAUUUAAAGAUGGGGAUGUGGAAGGAGUGCUGCAGCGAGCCAAUGACACUGAGUAUGGCUUGGCUUCAGGUGUGUUUACCCGUGACAUAAACAAAGCCAUGUAUGUGAGUGAACACUUGGAGGCUGGAACAGUAUUCAUUAACACCUACAACAAGACUGAUGUGGCGUCACCUUUUGGAGGAUUCAAGCAGUCUGGCUUUGGCAAAGACCUGGGAGAAGAUGCGCUCAUGGAAUACCUCAAGACCAAAGCAGUGACUGUGGAAUAUUGAGACACUUUUCAACAAAAUGUCAACCAUAACUUGAUAGGAAGGAACUUAAAGCGCCAAUGAGACAGCGACCGCAAUUCAGAAUCAUUUUUUUUAUGAGGCUACAUGUUUUUUUUUAGACUCACGACCCUGAUGUGAUUUUUUUUUUUCAUCUCCAAUUUGGAUUAUUUGUCUUGAAUUUAUUAGGUUUGAACAACAAAAAUAUAAACUCAGAUUUGGAUAUAUGCCUACAUACAAACAGUAUAACACAGACUUGACAAUGCACGCUGGCUAACAUUGAUAUGGAAGAAGCAAACCAACGGCACUCUUUGCAUCGAGUUGCUACUUUGUGGAUGUCGCCAAACCUCUUACUCCAUUCUUGACAGCUUUGAAUACUGCACAAAACAGCAUUUUUUAUUUUAUUUUUUUGAUCAGUCACGCUUCCGCAAAACUCCACGCGCGCGCACUGAUGGAAGGUAACAACUCCGUAACAAAAGCACACAUGUGCAAUAGACGGGAAUGUAGAGGAGUUGAACUGGGUGGCGCAUCCAGAUGAGGAAAGACGGUGCUCGGCGCCAUGCAGAAGCAGUACACAUGUGCAUGAGGGUUAGCAAACUGACAGGUGAACUUGAGGUGUACGCUGCCACGUUAGCGUUCCAAUAAACAGUUAUG